AUUAGGUCUAUGGGAUUCAGGAGUAGUGUGCGUGUGUAGGUGAGUGCAAUCUUUUACUUGGUAAAGAGAGGGUUCUGUGUGCUACGUGCUGGUUUUUGUCAGUUGUGGAUUGAACGAGAGCGGAAGAAAGGAUUUUUCGUAGGACCUGACGGGUGGAGCAAGAUUAGAGACGGAAAUAGGAUGGUGGGGCUUGAAAUUGAAAAGAAAAGGAGAUGUGGAGGAAAGUGUGAAGGAAGUCACCGCUGGCUGAUACUGUUUGAACCAGUUAUUGGACAUGAAGGGAUUGUUGCUAUAAGUCGAAGCCAACGUCCGAAAUCUCCUCAAUCCAGACCCCCGGCUUGAACCAGUUGCAAUGUCGUGGAACGAGAGUUAGUUUUAGAGCCGGACAAACACAUCACCCUUCUUCACUUGAGCUCCGGAACUUUUUGUGGCGGCUUCGUUUGGUGGGAGGAGGGGGCAGGGAUAGGACUUGCGACGAGCGUGUCUCGAAGAGGUUGAGCUGAUUGUUAGGAUUGUUCUUGGUUUUAGACGGGUCAUUUACUCAUUUGUUCAUUUGCUCAUAUAUUUUUGUAUUUUUCCUUCUUGUGGAGGAAUUUCUGAUUUGGGAGUGGUGGAAGAGUCUGGGAAUUUGGGAUUUGAAGUCUUUUGAGGUUUUUUGUGAGGAGGUGUUUGAUGAAGGCGGUCGGAGGGAUGACUGCUUUGCCUAGAGCUGACAUCUUCGUAAAGAUGUCGAGCUCGGUGACGAGGAUUGAUGGUGGGAGUGGUAGUACAAAGCCUCGUUUCUGUGAGAGCGGGUGUGUGAAAUGCGCACCGGUGUCGCUGGCUCUCAGGUCGGAUGGGUCUGCUUCUUGCCAGCGGUCGGAAUGCUCGUCGUCGCCAUUGUCGUCCGCGUGCGGCAACGCGAUGUUUCCAAGCUCUGUGUCGUUUGGGGUGGGUAGGAAGAGCCGACGGGGUGUGGCCAGAGGUGCGGAGGCUACUGUUGCAAUUUUGAUGGAGGAGAGAGGCUCCAGCCAUGACAGGAGCUCAGACUCGCAAGUGCUUGACAGUUUGAGGGAUGUUAUUCAAAAAUUAGAGAGCCAGAAUGCCGUACUGACACACUCGCGGGGGCAGAGCGCACCUGCCGCGGAGGAUGUGGACCUGACUGUUGUGGAGGAUCUUACUACCUUUGGCAGUGAAGAUUCCCUUUGGUUGAAAAUGAGAAGGGAAGCACGCUGGGAUUCUAUCAAAGAGCCAGCCCUAGCCAGUUAUUUAUAUUCGACAAUAUUAUCCCACAGGACACUGGAGAGAGCGCUUGCUUUCCACCUGGGGAACAAGCUCUCCAGCAGCACGCUAUUGAGCACACAGCUCUUUAGCCUUCUGAAUGACACAUUCAUGGAGGAUGCUGACAUUAGACGCGCUAUCCGCGACGAUAUAGAAGCUGUGAAGGAGCGCGACCCCGCUUGUGUAUCUUACACUCAUUGUUUGCUAAAUUUCAAAGGCUUUUUGUCAUGUCAAGCUCAUAGAGUAGCUCACAGACUUUGGAAUCAAGGCCGGCACUCGCUGGCCCUCGCUAUACAGAGUAGAGUUUCUGAGGUUUUUCAAGUUGACAUACAUCCUGCAGCCAGAAUUGGCUCCGGCGUACUUUUCGACCAUGCCACAGGGGUGGUAGUUGGAGAAACAGCAGUUAUAGGAAAUAAUGUUUCAAUUUUGCACCACGUCACUCUCGGGGGGACCGGUGCUGUAGGAGGUGAUCGUCAUCCGAAAAUCGGUGAUGGCGUCCUCAUUGGAGCUGGGGCUACCAUACUCGGCAAUAUCACAAUUGGAGCUGGCGCAAAGAUUGGGGCAGGUUCCAUUGUGCUCAUUGAUGUGCCCCCACAUACUACAGCCGUAGGAAAUCCUGCUCGCCUAAUUGGGGGCAAACAAAAGCCUACCAAGUUGAAGGAAAUUCCCGGUGAAACUAUGGAUCAUACCUUCUUCAUGAAGGACUGGUCUGAUUAUGUCAUUUAGAGAUAAUUCAACCUUAUAUUUUAGUUAGAUUUUUUUGACGUCCCACACAAAUUUGUGUUAGGAUACUCUUCUUGCAGCGAAUACAUGCAUCCAAGCAUGCACUGUUCUGUGUUG
Messenger RNA from Physcomitrium patens, 2100 nucleotides. Its product is annotated as serine acetyltransferase 5. Lineage: Eukaryota; Viridiplantae; Streptophyta; Bryopsida; Funariales; Funariaceae. Gene Ontology annotation, molecular function: L-serine O-acetyltransferase activity. The record is from RefSeq and is a predicted model, not a curated record. Gene Ontology annotation, cellular component: cytoplasm.